Messenger RNA from Syngnathus acus (greater pipefish), 3906 nucleotides. RefSeq names its product SET domain bifurcated histone lysine methyltransferase 1b (gene setdb1b). The record is from RefSeq and is a predicted model, not a curated record. The transcript is spliced from 25 exons. Gene Ontology annotation, cellular component: nucleus. Gene Ontology annotation, biological process: negative regulation of gene expression; heterochromatin organization. Bases 110 to 3769 code for a protein of 1219 amino acids. Lineage: Eukaryota; Metazoa; Chordata; Actinopteri; Syngnathiformes; Syngnathidae. Gene Ontology annotation, molecular function: zinc ion binding; protein binding; histone H3K9 methyltransferase activity.
CAGGCAACACCGCCCACUCGGAUGAUGCCGGAGCCAAAACGUGCGCUAUUUUAUUUGGGUGCUAGCUUUAGCCAGCAAGCAGCCUGUCUUGACGUGCGGGUAGGCAACGAUGGACUCCGGCGACGGAAUGCAGGUGGAGGGCUGGGACCCGAGUUUGGAGGAAGAGCUAGGCGUCUCUCUGGAUGAGCUGAAGAAGUGGAUUGACGACAUGGUGGAGAAGAGCGAGCUGGUGCAGAAGAAACGGGCUCAGCUCAGCGAGCUGACGCAGUGGGUGGAGCAAAAGGAGCAAGAGGAGGCAACCACGGAGAAGCUCAUCAACGAGGCCAAGAAGUCGCUGGUGGAAUGCGAGAAGCUGGUGAGGAAAACGUACCAGAAGAACGGCCUGGUGUAUAAGAGCAGCUCGGAAGACGAAGACGGUGGCGGCGGCCCGCUGAGCGGUGAGGUCAUCGAGAUAGAAGACGAUGAUGACGACGAUGAUGUCAUUGCCGUCGGCUGCUUGGUCCCACCACAGAAUCCUGUCAUCACUGUCCAAGAGCCAAUGGAUACCUCCAGCACACUCAGGAAAACUGCCGAACAGGUCAACAAGUUGGUGCAAAUUGUCGCCAGGCCCUCGCAAGGGGCACCCUUGCAAAGAUCGGCAGCACAGCCAGGGACUUACUCCACUCCGCCAGCCGUGAUUGUGUCUCAGAUAAUGGCUCAGCCCGUGGGCCAUGUCAGCCCCAGCCCCAAGAAGAAGGAAGAUGAGCUGCAAGUGGGCAUGAACAUUCUGGGCAAGAAACGCAUGAAGACCUGGCACAGGGGCACCCUGGUUGCCAUCAACCCCAUCGGCACCCAUACGUUCAAAUACAAAGUGAAGUUCGAGAAAGGCAAGAGUCUGCUUUCCGGAAACCACGUGGCCUUCGACUACAAUCCCACCCUGGAGAGUUUGUUUGUGGGCGCCCGCGUGGUGGCCAAGUACAAGGACAGCCACCAAAUGUGGCUGUACGCCGGCAUCGUGGCAGAGAUGCCCACCACUAAGAACCAGAUGAGGUUCUUGAUCUUCUUCGACGAUGGCUACGCUUCCUAUGUUAACCUGCCGGACCUCUUCCCCGUCUGCAGACCAUUGAAGCGCACGUGGGAGGACAUUGAGGACGGAUCGUGCCGAGACUUCAUUGAGGAGUACAUCACAGCGUAUCCCAGCAGGCCCAUGGUGCUGCUCAAAGUCGGCCAGAUCAUCAAAACCGAGUGGGAGGGAACCUGGUGGAAGAGUAAAGUCGAGGAAGUGGACGGCAGCUUGGUCAAGAUCCUUUUUCUGGAUGAUAAGAGGAGUGAGUGGAUCUACCGAGGCUCCACCAGGUUGGAGCCCAUGUUCAACUUGAAGAUGACCACCGCCAACACGCAGGAGAAGAAGCUGGCCGGCCAGCUGAGGACACGACCCAAUAUGGGUGCAUUGCGAAGUAAAGGCCCCGUCGUCCAGUACACCAGCGAUGGUCACGUUGGAGCCACGCCCAUCAAGCCGGCGCCGGCCCCACCCCAGGGCACGCCGCCAACUCCAAUCCAACAGUCGUCGGCCACUCCAUCCGGUGGCCACCUCACCCAGUCGCCACGCAUCGAUGGUAACAAAUAUCAGAUGGCCAAGAAGAGCACAUCUCCGUUUGUUCCAGGCGUAGGCGGCACCCAUGCCUCCAAAGUCAUGCAGUCGCUCGCCAGCAGCCCCAGCAACGCGCCAAAAAUCAUCAGUCCCGUGGCCAGCGCCACCCAGGUUCAGUUGCUCCCCAAGCCGGUGAGCGCCCCCGCCACUCCACCGGUAAUGGCCCACCCGGCGGCCACCAUCCCACACCAGCCGUCCUACCGGGCCCCUGCCGAGCGCAUCUUCUACAUGGAGCACUUAUGUCAGCCGGCCUGCUUGAACCGCGUCCGGCCAGCCAGGCGAGACAUGCACCGAGGCAAGAACCCUCUCCUCAUACCGCUGCUCUACGACUUCAGGCGCAUGACGGGCCGGCGCAGAGUCAAUCGCAAGAUGACCUUCCAUGUGAUCUACAAGGCCCCAUGCGGCCUCUGCCUCCGCAACAUGGCCGAGAUCCAGCGCUACCUCUUCCAGACCACCUGCGACUUCAUCUUCUUGGAGAUGUUCUGUCUGGACCCCUACGUGCUGGUGGACCGCAACUUCCAGCCGCUCAGGCCCUUCUAUUACAUCCCGGACAUCACGAGCGGAAACGAGGACAUCCCGCUCUCCUGCGUCAACGAGAUCGAUUCCACGCCGCCCCCGAAAGUUGCCUACAGCAAAGAGCGCAUUCCUGAAGACGGCGUGUUCAUCAACACGAGUCUGGACUUCCUGGUUGGCUGCGACUGCACCGAUGGCUGUCAGGACAAGUCCAAAUGUUCCUGCCACCAGCUGACGCUGCAGGCGACCGGUUGCACGCCGGGUGCACAGAUCAACCCAAAUGCUGGAUUUCUGUACAAGCGUCUGGAGGAGUGCCUCCCCACAGGUAUCUACGAGUGCAACAAGCGCUGCAAGUGCUGCUCUCAAAUGUGCACCAACCGGCUGGUGCAGCACGGCCUGCAGGUGCGCCUUCAGCUUUUCAAGACCCAAAACAAAGGCUGGGGUAUCCGCUGCUUGGACGACGUGGCCAAGGGCUCCUUCGUCUGCAUCUACGCCGGUAAAAUCCUGACGGAUGACUUUGCCGACAAAGAAGGCUUGGAGAUGGGCGAUGAGUAUUUUGCCAACCUGGACCACAUAGAGAGCGUGGAAAACUUCAAAGAGGGCUACGAGAGCGAGGCCCACUGCUCCGACAGUGAGGGCAGUGGCGUGGACGUGUCCCGGUUGAAAAUCCAACCGUCUGCCUUGGUGUCCGCCAACACCUUCGGACGGCAGGCCAAGAAGGCUGUGGACAGCUCCGGGUCAUCCGAAGAAAGCAACGAGGAAGAAGAUAAAGAAUCCAAGAGUGACGAAAGCGACAGUUCGGACGACACGUUUGUCAAGGACACCUACUUCAGCAGCAGUUCUGUGUGGAGGAGCUACACUACGCGCGGACAAGCCAAAGGCCACAAGGAAGGGAGUCAAGAUGGCAAAGAUGGAAACGCGGCGAUGGCCACAGGUGACGACAAGUCGCUGCCUGUACCUGAGGAGACAGGAAAAAGCAAAGUGGCUUCCUGGCUCACCAGUCAGGGACUGAAAAAGGAGCCCGUUGACGUUAAGAGUCAAGUGAAGGCCGACUCGGCCAAAAAGCAGGACGUGACCACACUCUCAGACAGCGACGACGUCCAGACCAUCAGCUCAGGAUCCGACGACAACAAGGACAACAAAGACAAAGUAGCCCCGGGCGUGGUCAAGAAGCAGGUGGCUGUGAAAUCCACUCGUGGCAUCGCGCUCAAGACCGGACACGGCAUGAUGGUGAAGACGGGCGCGCCCGGAGGCGGAGCCUCUCAGGGCGGGCCAGGAGCCAAGUCGGGCCAGCAGGGCCUGACGGGCGGCGGUGGCGGUGACAGCGGCCCCAGAAACACGCGACUGUUCUUCGACGGCGAAGAGUCGUGUUACAUCAUCGACGCCAAGCUGGAGGGAAACCUCGGCCGCUAUCUCAACCACAGCUGCAGUCCCAACCUGUUCGUCCAGAACGUCUUUGUGGACACGCACGACUUGAGGUUCCCCUGGGUGGCUUUCUUUGCCAGCAAGCGUAUCCGGGCAGGCACGGAGCUGACGUGGGAUUACAACUACGAGGUGGGCAGCGUGGAGGGCAAAGUACUGCUGUGCUGCUGCGGCUCCACCGAGUGUCGAGGAAGACUCUUGUGAUCGCCUCGCUCGCGCCUUUCCAACAAAAAAAAAAGAUGCAAUGUGUUGCAAUUUCAUCAAUUCCCUUUUUUAUAUGCAUUCAUUUCAUUUCAUCCAAAGGUUGAUUUGUAUCUGAAUAAAAAGUUGUUGUUUUUUAA